Messenger RNA from Pocillopora meandrina, 992 nucleotides. The record is from the annotation of a GenBank genome assembly. Lineage: Eukaryota; Metazoa; Cnidaria; Anthozoa; Scleractinia; Pocilloporidae.
GCUCCUCCCGGUUCUUUCGAAUUUCUUUUGGAUCCCUUUGUGGAUCGCAGGAGUGAAUGCAUGGGAGUGCAAGAACGACACUACACCACGCGUCUGAGACAACGCGGUGCAUUCAUUCCUUCCCACCAUGUACCUUCGGCUCUUACCGAAGCCCUGCAUGCUGCCGUCCGUCGUCUCAUUGAACAAGACCAUGUCCUGGCCCAAGAUCGCGUGUACCUGGGACUAUCGAGUAAUCGACUAUCCCACGCUUACAAUUAUCACGGUCUGACGGCCAACAAAUGGCUUCGAGGUGGGGCACAGGUGGACGCCCUUCUGCAACAAAUGAGCGCCAUGCUCAACUCCAACGAACAGUUCGAUAUGGAUGAUUCCUUCCAACUCUCCUUCACGCACGUGCACGCAUCUCCAGCGGGUUCUGGUUACAAACGCAAGUUGAAACCCGGCCAUUCCGCCUUGACGUCCUUCAAGAAAAAGAAGUUGUCCAUGCUCCUCAUUAAGAAAGGAGACGAGCUUUGUUCCGCCAGAACCAUCGUCACGGCCAAAGCCAGACUUGACCAACACCCCAGCUGGGACAGGUUCAAAAGAGGCAGAAGGAUCCAAGCAGAACAUGCAGUAGACCUUCAUCACGAAACGAGAGUUCCCCGAGGUCCAUGUGGGUAUGACGAACUCCGCGCGAUGCCACGCGCGAGUAUGUCAUGAUGUCGUUUGGCCCACCUUCACAAAAGCAGCUCGUCCUCCUCUAUGACGAUGGCCAUCACAACGUCAUCACUUCUCUACCCGGAUUCUUUGGCACCUCCUACCUCUGCGCAAGGUGUCUCAAACCCUAUGGCAACCAAGCUCACCACGCCUGCGACAACAACCCGGACCACUGCAGUCCAUGUCUCCAGACUGGAUGUCCGGAUUACACCAAGGCCCAAGGCCGGUGUGGCUACAUCACGUGUCCUUUGUGUCACCAUUACGUCGAAGCCUUGUCGCAUCGGUGCUUCAUUCAAGUG